GAAACCAUUUCUUUUUCUGUUAAGUAUCUGAUACAGCAACACAGGAGAUGGUUGGGCACUUGUUAUACCUGGGAAAGCUCAGUGAUGACACAGAUGUGAUCCAGCUAAGGAGUAGGCACAAAUCUGGAAAAGUUUACAUUGCUCCCCCACACUAUUAAUUGAAGUGUCUACAGUGUGCUGGCUGUGAACAGCUUCUAAGGAGCUGUUUCUCCUGGACACGGUCACUUCCUCAACAAUACGACAGCCUGCCAAGGUACGAGUGUCUGUCUAGAAUGUCCAGGCAUGCACAGCAGCUUAGAGACCAUGAUAUAAAUCCAUGUGUAGCGGAAACGGAUGCCUCUAGAAAAUGUAUGGAUGACAACAACUAUAACAAGGAUAUGUGUACUGCUUAUUUUUUGAAGUACAAAAGCUGCAGGAAAUUCUGGCAUGACAUUAUGAUGCAAAGGAGGAGAAAUGGUGUGAAACCAGAGAUGCCCUCGGCAGAAGAGAGAAAGAAACUGUUGGAAUCAAUGGGGAAGCCCUACUGACUAAAAACUUGCAUUGAUUGACUGUUUUCACUGUACAUUUGAAGACUUAUCAGCAGCAAGUUGCCCUUUUAUGAACUGGACUUUACAGUUGCCAUAUCUUGGAUUAAAAUAAGCUCUUUAAAUUUUGAAAUGUGUGAGCUUUCUAGGAUAGAACUUCUUGGUUUUAUUCAUAUUCCCUGUCAUGGGAACUUGGCCUCUCACUGGAAGACGUGGGUAUCAACACAGCUUAUGUCUAGACACUUUGGAAGUAGAAACUAACUUGCUGUGAAAUGCUAAAUACAAAAAUUAAUGGGACUCACAGUCUGAGAAGAGGGGGCUGGUGAGUGUUGCAGUGUAGUUCUAAGGAUGGAGCAGGUUAAAAGAUCUGUAUGUGCAACAUGUCUUUGUAUCCAGCUAUUCUGCCUAAUAUUCUGGAUUUAUCACGUGUGAUCCUAUCACUGUUCCCACAUGAGUUGUAUUCUGUGUCCCUGGUUUAAGACUGUUCAUGAACUAAAAUCCCAAAUCAACAAGUUUGUCAUUAGGUCUGCCACUGCACUCAUCAGUGACAGCAGAAGCUUGCAAUAAAUCAGAUCCACAAGCUUUCCUUGUUACAAGGUUAGAGAGGUUGAUGAAGAUAGAAUUGAACUCCUCAGGUCUGAACUGAAUAGUACCUUCUGUGGAUAGUAAAUAGAUACUUUGCUGGCGGGGAGGCAGGGGGACUUGCAGACAUGUAAACAUAUACUCUGAGUGACAUGGCAGGUUUAACUAUAGUACAUCUAUCUAAGACUCUCUGGACAGCUGAAGCCCUGGGUUUGGAAAUGCUUACUCAUACAAGACUACAAAGCUCAGUUUGAACAGGUACUCUAAUCUUAAGUAAGAUUGAUUCCUUAACUAAACUGAACAACUAGUAAGUGUAAACGGGUUGCUGUCUAGUGGAAACACUCUUUUCUUACCUUUUGUACCUUCAGGUGUCCUGGCUUAAAAGCUUGCACCCUGUGGUAAAAUAGAAAAACCACUGUCAUGAGCUCAAGUUCCAUGUGAAAUCCUUUAGGACUUACUGUGAUCAAGUUGGCAGAACUCUGGCUGACCUCAUGGAGGAUGGUGUAAAAGUGUCUCUAUUUAGACUGUUUUGGAAAGACUUCAUGGCUUCCUGUUUCUCCUUCUGUCUGGCUUGUCUUGUUUCUUUCCACUGGAGGCCUAUUUCUAUGCUUAGUGGGAUUUUUAUGCUGUUUCCACCUUUCCCCUUGUUAUUUGACCUGAUUAGUAACUAAUGGAGAUCUUCUUUUCGACCUCCUCUUCUUUCUGUCUGUUCUCCUUACACAUCUGAGUUUUGAAAUAGAUUGAUCGUACCCUUUCUGUUACUGGAAUGAGUGUGUAACUCUAUGCCUUUUGAGUAUGCAGUUCUCUGAGCAUAGCUAUGCAGCCUCCAAGCCAUGUCACAAGUUGUCUAGUCAGUUCCUGGCAAGGGAAAUAGACUUUCUUCAGUCAAGAUCAUCAGAUUCUUUAUGUUAAAUUACUUUCUCUGUACUUAAAAUUCAAACUUUGCUGAUGGUUUUUUUUUUUGUGGAACAGAGAAGAAACUUUCAUUAUAGAUUCAAAGGCUCUUUCUUGCCCACCACCUCCUUGCCACCUUCUUCCAGUACCCUCCUACAUACCAGUCUUUCCUUUUUUUUUUUUUGCAUUUGACACCAAUUCUUUUUUACAGAUUUGAGCAUUUUGGUCUGUUCUCAUUCCAACGUGUUUUUUUUUUCUAGUGACUUUGUUCUGUCUCUGAUCUAAUGGAGUCUGCAAUGACUUUCUAAUACAGCUCCUCUUGAAGGUCUUGUGUUCUGUUCUCCCUGUCUUAGUGAGAGGAGAACUCCUUGCUUUCAUUAGUCAAGCUUAGCCAUAAUACUUCCUCAUUGGCCAUGCUUCUGUUUCAUCUUGUUCAUCUGCAGUUUUUGGGGAGCUGGUUGUCCCCUUUUACUUAGGACUGUGUCUCUCUGGACUCUUCUGGUUUUGCUGCCUUGCUUGUCUAAGGGCACCUUCUCUCCCAGUUGGCACAGGCUUGUCAUUUGGCACCUCUACUGUAUCUUUGGGUGUGUUCAUUGCUCCUAUGGCUUUGGCUGCUGUUCUAGUGCUUGCUGUUUUCCUGUUGCUGUGCUCUGAUGUUCUGGGCUUACAUUAAAAUCUGCUGUAUGUUUUAGUUCUGUGGAAGAAAAACAGCAUCUCCUCUUGAUGUGUGAUUAUGCUGAUUCUUCUUUGCAUAAGCUCAAGUUCCUUAAAAUCAUCUCAUUUAUCCUAGGUUUUCCUUUCAAGUUUUCUUUGAGUGUAGAAGUGCCCUUUCUCCUAGGUUAUUGUUGCAUUUACAAUUUUUUCCUGCCAAUAUUUACUUGGAAAGUUUCUACUGUUUUUUUUUUCUUUUAAAGGAUGAUUGACUUAUCUUUAGACUUAAUAGAUACCUUACACUGCUUUGUAAAGUGUUUGUAAAGAACUAGUACUGGACUUCAGAAAGUCAGAAAAGGAGAUGCAUUCCCUGCUUUCAAGUAUCAAACAAUGCAAGAAUGUGGGAUCACAGGACAGGCUAAGGCAUAUGUAAUGCAAGAACAGUAUUCUAAUAUUAGACUUCCUGAUCAUCAGUGGACACACACGGUAAGCUCCCUGCAGGUGUUAUGGCAAAACUGAGUUUAGUGAAGAACUGAGGGCAGUUUAAGCAGUGACCUUGUGGAUUUAAUUCAGGUGAUCAGUCAUCCGUUGUAGGGAAUGCCAUUUAUUUAUUUCCAUUGCAUAUGCCUUGUAGUUACUGUUAAAGAGCACAACUUUAUGAAGAAUCUUGGAAAGCAAGAAGUUUCUUCCUCAUGUCAUAAUGCCUCUCAAGAGUAAUCCAUUAGUUAAGUCUGAGUUUUCAUCGUUUUUUCCCCCUCACUGGAGGUUGCUGUUCUUGCUUUCACUACUGAAGCUCGAGUGGUUAGUUAUAAUAGCUAAAACAUGGGCUCUUACGUAUGAAAUGGUAAGAGUUUUUUUCCAUUAAUUUUUGUAGUGUGAUUAACUGUCUUUGGUUGUGAGCCAAAGAUAAUGGUCUCUUCCUCAUACCUGAGAGCUUAUAUUCUACACUUCACUGAAACAUGGAGGUAAGCUCUAGCCUGCCAGUCUUACUGGGCAGAAAUAAACUGGGUUGAAUUCUUAGUUUUGCUAAAGCACACUCUUGUGUGCUAACCCAGAAAACAUAACACAAUGGACCAAUAUAAUUCAGAAGCAGGGAAAAGACCUGUGGGUUUGGUUUUGUUUAAUAGGUGUAAUUCUUCACUUUGCUUGUGGUACAAGGACCAAAUCUGGAUAGUGGCAUUAAUCUUUCAUUAUUUUUUUUGACAGCUGGAUGGUGCUGUUGCACAACAGAUGGUAUGAAAACAGACUCACUCCACCCACUACUGGCUUUUUUAGCCUCUUCCCACAGAGAUAGCAGAAUUCAUGCAGGAGAAAGGGAAGAUUGGUGCUGUCUCUACACUACAAACAGAAGAGGAGGACAAGAGUCUAAAUCACUGCUGGAAAAUAGGAGGUUUCUGUGCAGCCUGAGAAGCUUUGGAAUAUGGUCCUUGAAAGAGUAUUUCUCACUGUAGUCAUUUGAUCACAGCUGAGCACUGAGCAGCAGCUGUGGGCUCUCUGCCAGGCCCAGGUGAAUGUCCAGACUCCCACCUGUACAUUCUACCAUCUUACCUUUCUCAUUACCCUACAGUGCAAGGCCUUGGUAUGUUUGGCUCUGGAAACUUUGUGCUGCCACAAUUGGGAUGCAUCUGUGCUCUUGAAGGUGUUAAAAGAAAGUCAUCUAGCUUUAGAGUCUUGAAAACUUCUUUGGGUUUAAUAGCUGAAGCUUUGAAAGGCAGGGAGUUGCAUGUGCUGCAGCUCUUGAGUCUUUUUCAUGGUCUUCUAAUAAAACUUUUGCACUCGUGUGACCAAAGGCGUGCGUAUAGGGGAGGUUUCCCUAAAACUUCUGCAGAACAGAUAGGAUGAAUUUAGAGUACACAAUGUUACUCUGUUCUAAUGCCUUUGGAGGCAGCCCUUAACUCAUGUUAAAAGUAUCUGCGUCUUUAAAGUCAGUCUUCCAAAAUAGCUAUGAAAAAAGUAAUCGUGUGAAAAAAGUUUGGAAAAAUAGUAUGCUAUUGCAGGCUUUUAUUCUCUUGCAAGAAUUUGAGGCAACUGGAGGAAAUAGUUCCAUAAGUAGUAAAAAGUAAAACAAGCAUACUACUUCAGAAUUUUUUAAUUUUUUGUUGCAGCCUAUUUGGCAGAAAAAAAAAUGUAAGAGGGAAGUACUGCAUUCAUACUGACUGAAUGCAGUGAGUCAUUAAAAUAAAACCUUAGUAUGUUUUAUAUGUAUGAUAAUCAUCUAUGCAGUAACUAAGACUGAUCAGAUUUUGAAUGAGUAAUUCCUCUCCAUCCUUCAGGUUUCUAUCUUGAUGCCUCCUAUCUCAAAAUCCUUUUCUGAGGAUUUUCACUUUUAAGGCCUUCAAUGUAACAAUCCUCAAAUCGCACAUGAUUAUUUCCCUUCUGAGAAUUGAGCUGCUGACUGAAUGCAGCUAACUUGAAAUUCCUUUGUAACUUGCCUGUCUCUCCCUUCAGCGUCCCUUUCAAUAAGCUCAGCCUCUCGUCUUCCUUACACUGAUGCUAUAUUCUGCCCUGUGGACACCGUUCUCCUAUUACAUUAUUUUUUGGGGUUUUUUCCUCGGGUACAAUACUGCUUCAUAUCCUGAUUACUAUAUUACCUUCUUGCUUUUAUCAAUUACACUGCUUCCCACCCUGUCUUAAAACUUUGUGAUCACCAUCCGUGCCUGAGGUUCAAAGUUCAUCUUGGAGGUUUCAUUCUACAGCUUUAUCUUCCCUAAUUGCCUUUUGCCUAGUCAUCUCUUUCACAAGCUAAUUUCCAUUAGCUCUGGCUGGAAUAUCUUCCCUGCUCAUAUACUCAUUAUACAACUGAUUUUUUUUUUUUUUCCCCUGAGCGCCUGGUUUCUACAACACUAUCUUCCCCUUCAACCCGAAAAUGCACUUUUGUAGCAAAUUCCCUGUGAUUAAGAAAAAGGCUGCUCUAGCAGCAAACUCUAAGACUACAUGUGUAUCUAUAUAAAAUGCUAAUUAGGUAGCUAGUGAAAUCAUCUCCCUUAUAUUUUUUUUUUUAAAGUUCUGGUAGCCCUUUCUCAAAAAAAGCUUUCCAGUCUCACUUGUAUGCAGGUGCAUCGUGUUUAAUUCAGGCUGUCAGCCCCUUGAGCAGCAGCCUGCCAUUUUGUAGUAGUCUGUAGAAUGCUGUACACGGCUGUGGCACUGGAGAAACAGCAAAAAUAAUACCGAAGGUGGUUAGGCUGAGAGCUACGACAGAUUUUCAUGUCUUUCUGAUACUGAAGUAAUGUGGCAGAUGGCCUAAUUAUUAUUAGCAGUUCCUUCCCUAGAAAAUCAAUCCUGAGGGGAGACAUGAUGGCCAUUUAAUACGAAACACUUUCUCCCGAUGCUGUCUGUGGGAGUAAUUCCUUAACUUAUUAUAUAAUGUCUAACAAAAUCAGAAAAGUUUGGUGGUAUGGGUCUUUCACCAAUAGUACAGAGGUUUCUUUUGGUUUUUUUUUUAAGCUAAUAAAAUCUUCAUUGUCACUGAAGCUAGGCAUACAUCUUUUUUUUUUUUCUAAGAACACUCUUUCAAAAUUAAUUUUGAGAAUUGUUUUCUAUAUCUAGGCCUUUUCCCCUUUUGCUAAGUUAAUUGUGAUAUUUCCAUUAACUUCUAGGUCCUUUAUGCCCCAAAGGAUUAUUCAUAUUCACAGCCUCCCUAUUUCAAGGGCUGUGUGGUUUUUUUUGCAACAUUCAAUUUGAGCAGAUUCUGUCUGGAGCCCCAACCCUAAUCUAGUUAAAUCUAUCUGGAGCUAUUCCACAACCUGCUAUUGCUGUUUAUUUUUUUUUAAAAGCAAGCAUUAAUUGUUGGCGAAUUAGGUUUUGCAUUGCACUGUUCUUCCAAUCAUUACUCUCUCAAGUCCCACUACCCUUGGGCUACCUCUUUACUUACUCUACUUCGAUAAACAGCUAUGCACUGCAAAUGCUUCCUGAUAUUUACGUGACGUUGGCAGAACACAGGCUUGAAACAAAAAUGAAAAUUGCUCAAUCCCUGCUAUUUUCUUUAACAUUGUUUUCAUUUUCAAACAGUUUCAAAAACAUCUUGCCUCCUCUUUUGUAUUUCUUCUGGGUCACAUCAAUGGAUACAAGCUAUGAGCCACCUUUUGAAGCUGCUAUGUAACAAACACUUUCUGUUAAUGCCAAACUCUUUAUUUUACCUGGAAAAUGUUUUUACCCUUUUAUGGUAAACAUUACCACAAAUCUUGCCUUCUGUUUUAGCUUUUUCUCUGU
Molecule: messenger RNA, 6860 nt
Organism: Aptenodytes forsteri (emperor penguin)
Lineage: Eukaryota; Metazoa; Chordata; Aves; Sphenisciformes; Spheniscidae
Gene: CHCHD7
Product: coiled-coil-helix-coiled-coil-helix domain containing 7
Exons: 4
Coding region: 273-527 (84 amino acids)
Source: RefSeq, a predicted model, not a curated record